CAGCUGCGGGCUGUAGUCGUCGAGCGUGGGAGCAGCGCGACCUUCUUGCACCUGACCUCGCCUCAGCAGCAGCGGCCUGCCUCCGCACCGCACCCUCCAUCGCCGUCACCCUCGCCCCCCAGCACCCUUGCCGAUGUCCUUCCGGCCAACCCUGGCGCUGCUGAGCAAGGCCUCGCGCCUGCCGCUCAGCUCCAAGAAGGGCAACAAGGACUUCUACAAGGGCACGCGCACGCCAAACGUGCUGCUGCGCAAGCGCAUCGCGCUCGCAGACAAGCACGGCAUGCAGCUCUAUGACGAGUUCGGCCGGCCCGCCACGUGGAACAAGCGCACGCACCGCAUCGACGAGGCCCGCGUGCCCGCGUACAUCGUCCCGCCCGGCCUGGCGGACACGCCGCUGCGGCCAUACGUCUACAUGGGCCCCGCCUCGUCCUCAGGCGUGCCCAUGCCCGCACCCGGCUACCCUGGCGGGCCGAAGAUGGAGCCCAAGCGCGGGCUGGACGCAGACUACUACGAGGCAGUGAGCGAGGAGAUCUGGCAACGGAGAGAGGCGGCGGAUGGCGAGGGCUCGGGUUCGAAGCGGUAGUGGAUAAUACGAUUGCAUGCAGGCAAUCAGUGGCCGCGCGACCGGCGAGGAGCUCGGCGGAAUCAGCCAGGUCGGAUCGCUGCUGCCAAAGAGGCCGAGAGGGAGCUGUGGCGUCAGGCGAGGCGUGCACAGCUUCAGAUGCGCGGUGAGCAGUGCGCCAGUGGGUGGCAUGGGAUGAAAGUGCAGCGCUCGCAACAGUGUUUGCCUCGCAACGCUACCUUUAGCAACGCAGAAGGGUUGCGCGCCAGCAGCAGGCGCAGCUCGUCGAUCUUGCAGGCUGCAGUGGCUCUCCAGCGCUGUUGCCAUGGGGCUGUGGGCGUCUGCCGUUGCCCGACGCCCACAGAUCCAUGUCACUACGGCUCAGAGUGCUGCGAAUCCUGAACGAGCCUCGCACGAGCUUGGCGAAGAGCGAGCCCUG
Tilletiopsis washingtonensis is the source of this 1001-nucleotide messenger RNA. RefSeq lists its product as hypothetical. The transcript is spliced from 4 exons. The coding region runs from base 134 to 583 and encodes 149 amino acids. Gene Ontology annotation, molecular function: structural constituent of ribosome. The record is from RefSeq and is a predicted model, not a curated record. NCBI's taxonomy places the organism in Eukaryota, Fungi, Basidiomycota, Exobasidiomycetes, Entylomatales. Gene Ontology annotation, cellular component: mitochondrial large ribosomal subunit.